AUGUCUCCACGAGAUUCCAUCGAAGAGGACAAACGCCAGGCGUCUGUCCUCGAGAUUGACAGAGUGGACGAGGAGUCCCGGCCUGGAGUGCAAUAUGAUAGAUUCGGAUCUGCCGCAAAGGUUGAUCCGGUGGAGAUUGCCCUGGUGAAGAAGAUCGACCUCUACAUGAUGCCAACUUUGUGGUUGAUGUACUUUCUGAACUUUCUGGACCGUAACGCCAUGGUCAACGGAAAACUUGACGAUCUCGACACCGAUCUUGGUAUGACCGGCAAUCAGUACAACACCUGCGUUAGUAUUCUGUUUGUUGGCUACCUCUUGGGACAGGUCCCCUCCAAUAUGUUGUUGAAUCGCCUCAGACCAUCCUUGUACAUGGCAGGUUUCAUGACGACCUGGGCCGUCGUCUCCACUCUGACCUGUCUCGUCACCAAUUUCAAGCAAAUGCUGGUCUGUCGGUUCCUCUUGGGCAUUGUGGAAGCCCCCUUCUACCCCGGUGCUCUCUUCAUGAUCAGUUUGUUUUACAACCGCAAGGAGGCAGCCACCCGAAUGGCCUGGUUAUAUACCGGCAACAUGUUGGCCAGCUCCUUCUCCGGACUCAUUGCCAGCGGUGUGUUUGCAGGGCUCGACGGCAAGCACGGGCUUGCUGGCUGGCAAUGGCUGUUCCUGAUUCAAGGGGUCGUCACGUUUGCCGUUGCCAUUGGCGCAUUCUUUUGCCUCCCAGACUCUCCACUUCAGACUCGUUGGUUGACCCCGGCCGAACGUCAGCUCGCCCACGAUCGGAUCGCUCGAGACACCACGCACAAGCGCGGCGCAACGAGCACUUGGACUGGUCUUCGGGAAGCCUGUACUGACUAUCGGCUCUGGAUCUUUGCCUUGAUGUGCAAUCUCCAUUUGUCUGCCAACGGCUUCAAGAACUUUAUGCCCACCGUCGUCAAGACUCUCGGCUUCAAUCGAACCAUCACCCUGGUCCUCACCUGCCCUCCCUACCUUGUUGCCACGUUUGCCUCGGUAGCCGUCUCCUGGUCCUCGGGACAUUUCAACGAGCGGACAUGGCACAUCACCAUCAGCAAGGCCCUGGCCAUCAUAGGAUUUGCCGUUGCUUGUGGAACUCUGAACAUCGGUGCCCGAUAUUUUGCCAUGGUCCUCUUUGUGGGAGCAACUUACGGCGUGAACAACAUCAACAUUGCAUGGGUUGCCGCAACCCUAGGCCAAACCGACGAAAAGAAGGCCGUGGCCAUUGCGGUGACUAACACCCUGGGAAAUCUGGCAAGCGUCUACACGCCAUAUCUCUGGCCGGAUAGCGACGCUCCACGAUUUGUCACAGCAAUGGUGGCAAGCAUCGGUUUCUCAGCCGGUGUGGUCAUCUUGGCCUGGGUGAUGAGGGUGAUUUUGGUGAAAGAAAAUGCCCGCAUCAAGGCCAGUGACGAUGAAGCCAUCAAUUUCUACGCCUUCUGA
Messenger RNA from Capronia coronata CBS 617.96, 1452 nucleotides. RefSeq lists its product as uncharacterized. Gene Ontology annotation, cellular component: membrane. Bases 1 to 1452 code for a protein of 483 amino acids. The transcript is spliced from 3 exons. The record is from RefSeq and is a predicted model, not a curated record. Lineage: Eukaryota; Fungi; Ascomycota; Eurotiomycetes; Chaetothyriales; Herpotrichiellaceae. Gene Ontology annotation, biological process: transmembrane transport. Gene Ontology annotation, molecular function: transmembrane transporter activity.